Podarcis raffonei (Aeolian wall lizard) is the source of this 6245-nucleotide messenger RNA. RefSeq names its product popeye domain containing 3 (gene POPDC3). Bases 1935 to 2846 code for a protein of 303 amino acids. Gene Ontology annotation, cellular component: sarcolemma. Lineage: Eukaryota; Metazoa; Chordata; Lepidosauria; Squamata; Lacertidae. The transcript has 4 exons. Gene Ontology annotation, molecular function: cAMP binding. The record is from RefSeq and is a predicted model, not a curated record.
CAGAGUGAGAAUAAUUUGCACCGCCUUCAGCUCCUCGGAAGAAAGGGAGGAUCUAAACGUAAUAAACAAAAUAAUGGAUAAAUCACAUAGUAGGAUGCAUCUAAGCAGGUGUAAUGAAUGGAAGCUAGACUCUACCUACUUUUGCUUCUGGCCCCUCACCAUUAGCAUGUGGCCCUUAGAAUGUGGCCCAGAAAUAAAUGUGACACUCAGGCUGAAAAUUUUGCUUCAUAAUACCUGUCGCUGGAAACCACAGGAGGGGAGAGUGUUAUUGUGCUCAAGUCCUGUUUGAGGGCUACCAUAGUGAAUACAAGAUGCUGCAGGCUCUUACAUUCCUAAAAAAAUGUUCCCUGCUCCUGGUCCAGUUUGGCCUUCAAAAUGCGGCUAAGUUUUAACCAUUCUAAACUUUUGUGUAACGUGCAUUGGAUUAAGAGCAUCAGGCAACACUUGUGCAGUGUUUUUCCACUUUGAAUUCUGCUAGUGGUUUAGGUUCCCACCUUAACUAUCAUUCUUUGAUUAGUACUUGGCUGUUUUGUGAUAGGACCUCUGAGAUGAAUACACUGAAUCUGCAAAAACUGUAAUAAGGAGCCUGUAAAGUAUGAUGAAGGAUGCAAUUAAAACAGACUGUUCUGGAGGCAUUAACCAUUUAUAAUGCUCUUAAAAGCUCCUCUUAGGUUUGGUCCAGUUGCUUAAAAUACCUUGGUGGUCAAAAGGGAUAUUUGCUGAUGCAGUAAGGACAGGUUUAGGUCAUCCCUCUUGAAAUGCACGAAAUGGUGGUGGUGGGAGAAUCUGAUCUCAUAAGAUUCUAUUUUCAUUAAACUGAGGCUCCAUGAUUUUGAGGCUGGGACUCCCAUCAGCCACAGCCAGCAUGGUCAACAUCUGGAGUAUCUCAGGUUACCCACCCCUCUUCUAAAGGAUGGCUAGGUACACUUUAGGUAUCCUUUGUAACAUAUAUUGACUGGUCCGAACAAUUCUUUAUCUCUUGAAUUGUUGUAUACUUCCUGUGGUGUUUCCCUUUCCGUAAUUAUUUUGUGCAUUGUAUUUUGAAGCAGUUUAUAUUUUACUCCACAUUAUCAAGAUGCCUCCGUGCCUUUAUUCUUCUGCUCUACAUCCAAACUAUUUGCAACACAAGCUGAAGCAGAACUGAACUCUUUGUUACAGAGACUCUGCUUGUGUGAACAUAAGCCUAGCAACAGCUUGUUCAGAUUGUGCUAUGAAUGGUCUCUUGAGAAGCCCAUAAAAGAAUUAAAACAUAUCACCUGAGAAAUGUUAUAUUGAUAAUUUUCCAUGCCCUGCUUGAGCUUCUGUUUGCAUUCACCACAGCAAUGGCACUUCUGAAGUGCUGAAUCCUCUCAGCAUUCAGAGAGCAAAGUGAUUGAGUGUCUGAGGAAAAAUAAGCUCCAUUGAUUCCCCAUGGAAGAUAAUGAUUGGAUGAUUGGUUUCUUUAACACAGAAAAGCACUGACAUUUAAAACUGCUCUAUUUUCGGGGGUUUUGAUGGUAAUUAUUUCAAAGGCAAAUUGUAAUUUUUGCUUUCCUGCUGUGCCUGCAGCUUGAUGUCAUUUUGCACAGGUGAAUUUUACUCUUAGAACUGAGUCAAAGCCAGUGGGGCUUUACACUUUCAACAGAACAAGAAGAAAAACCUCAGACAUUCAGCAGCUGCUCCUGAAAACUAUAUUUUAAAAGUAUAAGAAGACUGUUGAGAUCAGUCACAUCAUGAACCAAGCACACGAGGAAGUCUCAGGACACAACUUGGAACAGUAUGGAUGUCUAAGAAGACUGUUUCCCUAGCUGAGUAACUUUGCAUCUCUUUAAGCUAUAAAAUGCAUGGACAUUAUGGUGACCAGCUAACGAAGGCAAAGUUGGAGAAAUGAUGGGCUGUUAUUCAGUCAGAACCUUAUUUUUUUAACAGUUUUUUUGAAAUCGCAGAGACAGACGAUGACAAUCAAUACCGAUCAGUUGGAUGUUCCAGCCAUGGAAGACAACUCAAGUUUUUGGGACAGUUUGAUAUAUGCACACCCAAUCUGUGUCAACUGGAAGUCGGAAGCAGAAGGAUCAAUCUAUCAUUUGGCCAGCAUCUUGUUCGUUGUUGGCUACAUGGGUGGAAGUGGCAUUUUUGGCCUGCUCUACGUCUUCUUUUUGCUUGGACUAGGUUUUCUCUGCUCGUCUGUCUGGUCAUGGCUGGAUGUCUGUGCAGCUGACAUUUUCUCUUGGAAUUUUAUACUGUUUGUGAUAUGCUUUGUACAGUUCAUUUAUGUGGCCUACCAAGUCCGGAGUGUUGCCUUUGACAAAGAAUUCCAGGAGCUUUACCUUGCUAUGUUCCGGCCCCUGGGGAUUUCAAUGACAAUUUUUAGAAAGAUCAUCCUGUGCUGUGAUGAAGAAGUAGUUACACUGGAGAAGGAGCACUGUUAUGCCAUGCAAGGCAAAACACCAAUUGAUAAGCUCUCCUUGCUUCUGUCAGGAAGGAUCAGAGUGACAGUGGAUGGGGAAUUUCUGCAUUAUAUUUUCCCCCUCCAGUUUCUGGAUUCGCCUGAAUGGGAUUCACUAAGACCCACAGAAGAAGGCAUUUUUCAGGUAACCCUCACAGCAGAAACAGACUGUCGAUACGUGGCCUGGAGGAGGAAAAAAAUGUAUUUACUCUUUGCUAAACACCGAUUCAUCUCACGGAUAUUUUCGAUUCUAAUUGGGAAUGACAUUGCCGAUAAGCUCUAUGCUCUGAAUGACAGAGUGAACCUGGGGAAAGGAUUCCGAUGUGACAUCCGCUUACCAAACUUCUAUCAUGUGUCCAUUCCAGAGGCACCCAAAAUGCAACCUGUAAACCAGAUUCAGCACAGUUCAAGACAACAUUAACCAAUAUUGUAAAAUGUGACUGUGUUUCAGCAUGAUGCAUUUUGCCUUCAUUGCACCUGGAAUGAACUGUAGCAGUUUCAUAAAAAAAACAAAUGGAAGAUUCUCAUUAAGGCAACUUUAAAAUAAAAGCGAUUUUUUUCCAGCGGAAAGGAAGAGAAAAAACUAGCUCAGCUCCUUUCACCGUGUCUAAGCUAGCAGGCUGCCCAUCUUGACUGAUCGUGCGUUAUGAUUAGUUUCUGUUUACUCCUUCUGCUCAUCUUACUAUGUUGCGGGGGAUGGGGGCGCAGAUAUAAAUUAUGGGAUAAAGCUUUGUUGUAAUUGUGGUGCCUUGGAUAUUGUGGCCUCAAAAAUGACAUUUGCACAGAGCUCUUCAUGUUUAUUGAGGCCUCCUUGUCAUCAUGAAUUAUGCAAGCAGUUUUAUGUUAGAGAACAGCAACAUGCAGACCAUCUCUAAAAAGUAAUCUUGACUCACUUGUUACUUGGUAAUUACAAUGCAUAAAUUUGGUCUCAUUGUGCAGUGCCUUUCAGAAGAUGACACAUGAAACAGGAAACUGCACAGCCUGUAAAACCUGAAAGAAGGCUAACAAUAAUUUCUUUCUUGGAUACAUUCAUGAAGUGAUGACUUGAGAUUUCUCUCAGGAUAUUGCAGAGAGGCUAUACAUGAAAACAAAAGGCACUAAUGUAAUUACUUUGAGUACAAAGUAUGUGCCAGUCACUUUAAUUGCUGCAACAUAUGUAGCAGGGAAAGAAUAUUCAGGUAUUUUAAUUGAAAGUAGAGCAGCAGGUACCCUAGCUGUGGAGAGAGAGCAGUUUUCUAAGAAUGGUAGUAGUAUGAUAAAUGCAACGUUCCCCAUGGUAUAUACAUUCAUUUCUGUUGACCCACUAUUGCCUCUAGUCAAAUGGGUUUUGCAGGUUUUUAAGCACUGCAAAAACCUGCUGAACCUGUGAACUGAAAUAGCAACAUUGCUCUGUGGGCAAUUACUACCAUGCUACCACAAGCUCUUAGAGAGAGAGAAAUACCAUCAGCUUCCGUGUCUAUAAAGAAGAUACAAAAGCAAGCCAUCAGGUCAUAUAGCAGAUUUGUGAAUGUUCAUAUAAAACAUGUGAUGCAGGGAGACAUGGUUUAAAUUAUAACUCCUCAUCCCUACAACAGCUUUGUUUGUUAUUUCCAUUUGACAGAAAUAUCAGAUUGUGAUUUUCCCCAAGGUUUGAAUCCAGAUCCAAGCACCGCUAAUGUCAUUAUCAUAUGGUACAUUAUAGAUACUGAAUGUUACCAUAUCAAGGGUAACUACCCCAGUUCCAUGGUUAUGUCAUCAGGUGUGGCCACUUUGGUUAAAUGGUGAUAGUAAGAUGGCUUGAAUGCCUGUUGCCCAUAUGUAACGCUUUAUACAUCAGAGUGUUGAAUGAAACAGCAAAACACUUCUGCUUGUAUGCCAGAAGAGAGUCCUGCUCACCUAUCUUUAUGCAGGAAAUCAGUGACCUAAUAUGGAUAGUUAUACCAACGCAGCAAGUGAGAUUUCUGAUGCAGCUGAUGGUGGUGGUUUUAGUGCCUACUGAUGGAAAAAAUUGGUGGAGAUGGGCAUACUUUUCAAGGGACAGAAGAUGCACUUAACUAACUAAGCCCAAAUGGAAAGGGAUAUGAUGAGCUCUUUUGAGUGCACCUAGAAGAUUUGGGAGUCUAGUGGAAUGUUUUACUUUGAACAGCAUGCCUUCUUCCCAUGCAAUUUUAAUUGUUUAUGAAAUGGUCCUCAGUUCGAAAACUUGGUGGUUGACAUGGGGAAUGGGGCUACUGCUUGAGAAACCGAAGUCCCAAGCCCUCUUUGUCGUGCCAAACUAGUUUGCUGCUUGUUCAUUAGAACCUGGUUUACAUUUAUUUUUUUAUAAAGAUGCCACAUUUUAUUUUUACCAUUUUAUAUAAAAGAUCAAGGAGGAAGACAACUCCACAAUAUUUUAUACUAUAAACUUUAUAGUAAUGAAAAGAGAAACAAUCGCAUAAACAUUAAGUAUGUGUGAAAUGACUUGAUCUUAUUAAUGUUAUGGAGCUGGAUGAUCUAUUGUGUAUGUUACUGCUCAGUUCAUCCUGUAGUUGCUUUUCUUUUAAGGAGGAAAAGGUGUAAAGGCUUUUCUACUUACAUGUCUGAUACACCAAAAAGAAUGACUAGUUUUUGUGGAGCAAUACUGAAGAGUCUAUAAUGAGAAAUGCCAUAAUUUCUUUAACCCUGUCAGAAAGCUGGAGACUGUUUGGUGAAGGUCUGCCCCUGUAAACAUUUUGAGCCAAGGCUCUUUGGAAAUGAAAAAAGUGCACCAUCCUGGAUCUGCCUGGCACCUGGCUGUUUUAUGCAAUUUAAAUUGUUUAGUUCAUUCAUGAUUAUUGGUUGUAUCCAGUGUUAAUCCUACUGAGAGAUUGGUUGUAUCCAGUGUUAUUCCCACUAAGAGUCUACCCAUUGAAAUUAGUGUACAUGGCUGAAUUAGGUUCAUUAAUUUCAAUGCAUCUACUAUGACUAUAUCUUAGUAGGAUACAACACUCAUUUUACAUUCCAGCCUGUACCUUCAAGCCAUAUUUUUGAAAGCACUGCUGUGCCAGAUCUGGAUUGUCUUAUUUUGUCCACACUCUUGCUUCUUGUUAGGAACUGGAUUUUCUUAUUAAUUCAAAUCAAACCCAAUAUACUGGACUAGGAGUAAUCCAAAUUGAAUCACUUCCAGUGGUAUAAUAUACCUGGUGAGAUCCAGAUUUGCACUCAGCACAGUCCCACUUGUGCCAGAGAAAGGAGAUAGAGGAGUUAUUUUAUGGGAGAGUUGGUGAAGGAAGUGUUGAGGAUGGUGGGGUUUGGUAAAUAUCUACCACCACCUCUGAUGGGAAACAUCUGCCAGAUCUCAGGGUCUUCUGUGACUGUCUUCAGAUUCCUUGACAGAUGGGACAAUCUUUGGUUUGUAGUAUUACGGAUUUUGUUGCAUUUUUUUGUUCAUACUCAGGGGAAGUCAGAAAUAGGCAAAGGUAAUUUUAUAUAUGUUAUCAGCUUUAAAUAAAAUGUUCCGGUGUUUGACUUUUCUGUACUGAACUUGUUUGACCAAGAUUGUAAAAAUACAUAUUUUACAGAUGUUGGGAUAUAAUGUUCAGUGAGAAUACCUUAUUUUCUUAACAGUCCAGAAUAGUUUUACAUCAUGUACUUGAUAUAAUAUGUGGCGGUCGAAAGUUUCAGAAGUAGUUUCACAGUAACUUUAUAUUUCAGACCUUUAUAUAAGGCAGGUCUGUUCUGCACCUAUGCUAUUGCCCGCACAAAAUAAGUCAGAUUAUUUAGAACAUCACUUUGAAAUUUUAAGAUAAUAGCCAUCAUGGUUGUGGUAGAGCAUUUAAAUCUGAAGACUAGCUAUUGAUUAAACUUGGUGUUUUCAUUUGAA